Messenger RNA from Sardina pilchardus (European sardine), 446 nucleotides. Its product is annotated as histone H4. The record is from RefSeq and is a predicted model, not a curated record. The transcript has a single exon. Gene Ontology annotation, cellular component: nucleosome. Gene Ontology annotation, biological process: nucleosome assembly. Gene Ontology annotation, molecular function: protein heterodimerization activity; structural constituent of chromatin; DNA binding. NCBI's taxonomy places the organism in Eukaryota, Metazoa, Chordata, Actinopteri, Clupeiformes, Clupeidae. Bases 10 to 321 code for a protein of 103 amino acids.
UCUGAAAUCAUGAGCGGAAGAGGCAAGGGAGGAAAAGGACUUGGCAAAGGGGGCGCCAAGCGUCAUCGCAAGGUCCUUCGUGAUAACAUCCAGGGAAUCACGAAACCAGCCAUCAGGCGUCUUGCACGUCGCGGUGGUGUGAAGCGUAUCUCUGGCCUCAUUUACGAAGAGACCCGUGGUGUGCUGAAGGUGUUCCUGGAGAACGUGAUCCGUGAUGCCGUCACCUACACCGAGCACGCUAAGAGAAAGACCGUGACCGCCAUGGACGUCGUCUAUGCUCUGAAGCGCCAGGGUCGUACUCUGUACGGGUUUGGUGGUUAAGAACUUACUAUUCUGUCAAGAAUAUAAACAUCAAAGGCUCUUUUAAGAGCCACCCAAUUUUGCAUAAUAUGCAAUGUUCCACUAAAAUAUUAUUGUGCUCAUCAGUCUGAAAUCAUGUAUCAUGC